UACGUGGAGCACCCCGUUCUGAUAGAGCCGCCAGCCGAGGCGCCCGCGCCACCGCCGCAGCCGCUCAAGCUGACCAAGCGGGAGCUCAAGAAGCUGCGCACGCAGCGGCGCAUCGCGCGGGAGAAGGAGAAGCAGGAGCUUGUGCGGCAGGGCCUGCUGGAGGCGCCCAAGCCCAAGGUCAAGAUUUCCAACCUGAUGCGCGUGCUGGGCGCCGAGGCCACGGCAGACCCCACGGCGGUGGAGGCCGAGGUGCGCAAGCAGAUGGCGGAGCGGGCGGCGGCGCACGAGGACCGCAACCUGGCCCGCAUGCUGACGCCCGCAGAGCGCAAGGACAAGAAGCUGAAGAAGCUGGUUGGCGAGGAGGGGGUGGAGACGCAUGUGGCGCUCUACAAGGUUGGGGACCUGACAAACGCCCAGCUGCGGUUCAAGGUGGAUGUGAAUGCGAGGGAGAACCACAUGACGGGGGCGUGCCUGGUGCAGGCAGACGGCUUUGCCAUCGUGGUGGUGGAGGGCAGCCCCAAGACGCUGCGCAGGUACGAGAAGCUCAUGCUGCGGCGCAUCGACUGGAAUGCGCGGCGGGAGGAGGAGGAGGAGGAGGAGGAAGACCCUACCAAGCCUAACAAGCCGCCCAACUACUGCCACCUGGUCUGGCAGGGCGUGGUCAAGGAGCGCUCCUUCCGCAAGUUCAAGUCCGAUACUUUCCAAACAGAGGCCGCCGCCCGCACCUUCCUGUCAGACCACAAAGUGGGCCACUACUGGGAGCUGUGCGCGGCGUACCGCCCCGAGUAG
This is a messenger RNA of Chlorella variabilis, 789 nucleotides long. RefSeq lists its product as hypothetical. NCBI's taxonomy places the organism in Eukaryota, Viridiplantae, Chlorophyta, Trebouxiophyceae, Chlorellales, Chlorellaceae. Gene Ontology annotation, biological process: mRNA splicing, via spliceosome. Gene Ontology annotation, cellular component: U4/U6 x U5 tri-snRNP complex. The transcript is spliced from 7 exons. The record is from RefSeq and is a predicted model, not a curated record. The annotation marks the transcript as partial.